GGAGGUGGCCGGCAGAGCUAAGCAGACAGGCAAAAUGGCCCUGCAUGUGUGAAGUCUCUAGGAAGGGAGAAAGCUGGCUCUGAGAGAUGGAGGGGGCAGGGUUUUGAGGACCGGGUUAAGGAAUAGUCACCAUUUUGUUGAGUCCACAAUUAUGUCCCCUCCCCCAAAGAAUGAAAUGCAAAGAGAGAAGGUCAACAUGAUACAGGGAGACCCAAGCCUCUCUGAAUGUCUCCUGCUGUGGGCUAAAGUCCCUCAGAGAGGUCCAAACUUCAAAAGUAGCCUCAGCCUGGAAUUUUUCCACAGGAAAAGUCAGCAGUAAAUAUUGACACGGGAAUCAAUCAUCUCUACUGAGGUUCCAGACUGCUUCAGCCAGCCAGGGCAGCUAGGUCGCAGGUGACAAGGAUAAGACAGUCACCCUCGGAAAGAGCUGUAGAGAGGCCAUCUCCUUGGCUCUGGGUCGCCGUCCUCGGGAUGGAGCUGGCAACGAUGAAGACGCUGGUUAUGUUGGUGCUGGGAAUGCACUACUGGUGUGCCUCAGGUUUCCCGGUGUACGACUACGACCCUUCCUCUCUGCAAGAAGCUCUCAGUGCCUCAGUGGCUAAGGUGAACUCGCAAUCCCUGAGUCCUUACCUGUUUCGGGCGACGCGGAGCUCCCUGAAGAGAGUUAAUGUCCUGGAUGAAGACACACUGGUCAUGAACUUAGAGUUCACCGUUCAGGAAACUACAUGCCUAAGAGAGUCUGGUGAUCCCUCCACCUGCGCCUUCCAAAGGGGCUACUCUGUGCCAACAGCUGCUUGCAGGAGCACAGUGCAGAUGUCCAAGGGACAGGUGAAGGAUGUGUGGGCUCACUGCCGCUGGGCGUCCACAUCCGAGUCCAACAGCAGUGAGGAGAUGAUUUUUGGGGACAUGGCAAGAUCCCACCGACGAAGAAAUGAUUAUCUACUUGGCUUUCUUUAUGAUGAACCCAAAGAGAUCACGAGGAGGGGACAUCCUCCUGCCCAUAGAAGGUUCCUGAACCUCCAACGCAGAGCAAGAGUCAAUUCUGGCUUUGAGUGACAUCCUGGAGAUUCCAUGAAAGAAAGAGAAGCAGAAGCUGAAAUGAAGGACAUGGAGAAUUGUGUCUUUUUCCUUUGAUAAGCUCCACUUUGCAAUAAAGAUCUUCCCCUUCCUGUA
Rattus norvegicus (Norway rat) is the source of this 1173-nucleotide messenger RNA. RefSeq names its product secreted phosphoprotein 2 (gene Spp2). Gene Ontology annotation, cellular component: extracellular region. Gene Ontology annotation, biological process: bone remodeling. The record is from RefSeq and is a predicted model, not a curated record. Lineage: Eukaryota; Metazoa; Chordata; Mammalia; Rodentia; Muridae.